Sipha flava (yellow sugarcane aphid) is the source of this 1369-nucleotide messenger RNA. RefSeq names its product zinc finger protein 567-like. The transcript has a single exon. Lineage: Eukaryota; Metazoa; Arthropoda; Insecta; Hemiptera; Aphididae. The annotation marks the transcript as partial. The record is from RefSeq and is a predicted model, not a curated record.
UUUAGUUCUCAACAACAAUUGGAUUUACAUGAGCGCUCACAUGAACCGUAUAUUCGUUAUGAAUGUCCCAAUUGCAAAAAACUGUUCAAAAAAGAAAUAAAAUUAUUUAAACAUUGGGAAUCACACACCGAUAGACGAAGAUUCAGGUGCAAUAUAUGUGAAAAAAAUUGUUUAUUAUUUAGCACUUUAAGGAAACAUCUGAAAAAACGUCAUGAUCAGACUGAUUUUUCAAAUUACAUUCGUUAUGAGCUAAGUUUACCACAGCAUUACAAAAAAGUAUUAGUAACUGAUGAUGCUGAUGAUUCAUCUGAUGAUAAGUGGAGUCAUUAUUCAAAAAAGUAUGAAGAAUUCGUAGCCGCUACACCGUAUGCUUGUCAAUACUGUUCAAACCGCUUUACUCAUCAAGAUCAAUUAGAUAUACAUGAGCGCGGACAUCAACAUCCAACCGCUAUAGAUAAUGAGUUGAAUCAAAGUAGUAAGCCUGAAGAAUCAAGUGCUUUACAGUAUUGCUGUCAAUACUGUACAGAACAAUUUAGUUCUCGAGAGCAAUUAGUUCGACAUGAGCCCACACAUGACCCAUACAUUCGGUAUCAAUGUCCCAUAUGCAAUAAGUUGUUCAAAGAAGAAGAAAACUUAUUCAAACAUCAUACAUUACACGGCAUUAAACGAGAAUACAUGUGCAGUAUAUGUCAUAAAAAAUUUAAUUCAGUCUACAUUUUAAAUCAUCAUCUGAAAAUGCAUCAUAAUCGAAUUGAUUAUAAUAAUUGUACUCGUUAUGAACGAAAUAUACCAAAAAAUUAUAAUAUAGUACUAGUCUCUAGUGAUUCAUCUGAUUCAAUAGAACCCACUAAAAAGGACACGAAUUCGCCCAUUUUUGAGGUUCCAAACAUACAAUCUUCUGACAAUUUACAUAGUAAGCCUGACGAAUCAAAAAUUUUACAGUAUUGUUGUCCAUUGUGUACAGAACAAUUUAAUACUCAAGAGCAAUUUGAUCUACAUGAGCGCACACAUGAACCAUACAUUCGAUAUCAAUGUCCCGAAUGCAAUAAGCUGUUCAAAAAAAAAUCAUACUUAUCAAAACAUUAUGCAUCACACAUUGGUAAACGAAAAUAUGCGUGUAAUAUAUGUGAUGGAAGAUUUUCAUAUUUAAACAAUUUAAAGUUCCAUAUGUAUAAACGUCAUGACUUAAUUAAAUAUGCGAAGAGGAGUCGAUAUAUAUCAGGUAAAUUAAAAUAUUACACUAAAGUACUACUCAUUAAUGAUUCUAAUGAUUUAUCUGAACAUAUGACUUAAUCAAUAAACUAAUGUGUUGUUAUGUUGUAACGCUCAUCUAAAAUAUAUAUAAGUUAAUAAAAGAAAAUAAUUUUAA